Molecule: messenger RNA, 4567 nt
Organism: Amphibalanus amphitrite
Lineage: Eukaryota; Metazoa; Arthropoda; Thecostraca; Balanomorpha; Balanidae
Product: voltage-dependent L-type calcium channel subunit beta-1-like
Exons: 12
Coding region: 1456-3111 (551 amino acids)
Biological process (GO): chemical synaptic transmission; regulation of voltage-gated calcium channel activity; neuromuscular junction development
Cellular component (GO): voltage-gated calcium channel complex
Molecular function (GO): protein binding; high voltage-gated calcium channel activity
Source: RefSeq, a predicted model, not a curated record
AGCAUUUAAGCAUCCGGUACGGGGAAAUGGCGUAAAUUCAAGCAAAUCACAACUGAUUCUCACACUCAAUAAAUGCUAGCAAGUAGCAAUGAAAAUCAUUUGAAAUGAGAAAAGUUAUAAUUCUUAAUAAAUUAUCGUUGAUGGAAUGGGUGGGAAAAUCUCGAUACCAUUUCUGUGUCCAGCAGACCCAAAGAAAACCGAAGAAUCGAAGCAUGUAGCAGAAAAGAAGCCAGAGCCGGAAGAGGAGAAGGAGCCCUCUCCUCCACUGGAUGCGACGCCCGCUGUCGUCGAGGACACGUCUGUGGAAGCAAUAGCGAUCACAUCUACCACAGAGCAUGCUGAGCAUCCGGAACGUCACGAGCCUCCACAUCUUGUGAGCAGCAACAGCGUCCAGCCACGCAGCUCGUCGCCGCGGCCGAUCCGGUCGUCAGCUGGCGUCGGCUACUCGUCGGCCGCCGCGCCCCAGGGACUGGACAGUCGCCAGAAGAGGGGCAGCAUGCUGGCCCCCCUGAUCAGCAGCGGCGGCUCCGGCUCCGUCGUCUUGGAGGCCUCCUCUCGGGGUGGCAUGGCGCCGCCGCCGCGAACAAAGUCGCCGGUAGCGCAACAGUGAGCCCGCCCGGCACUCGACGGCUUCGUGGGACGUCCGCCACCAGUUGAGCGUUUUAUAAUCGAUGCCUGUUUAGAACCGUUGCUAAAGACAAGGUCAUUUUAUUACCUUGUAUACAAGACAUGGUUUGUCUGACCCGCGCUGGACUUACGUAGGUAAGCCACUUCAAGGAAUCGCAGAGAGGAAGUUCUAUUCUGCGUGGUCGAUUUUUCAUCAGUUACGAACUAAUAGACCGUAAAAUGUUUUUUUUUUUAACCUUGUUCGUGAUUUUCUUUACAUGACGAAAUGCCAACGGAUUCAAUCUGUCACUCUUGAUGUUCUCAUUCGGUUUUUUAUGAUUUAUGCCUUCGUUUGUGUACUUACUGGCUACUUUGCCAAAGUUAUUGCAUUAAUUAUACCGCAACAUUUUUCCAUGUAAAAAGCCGAUGUGAUGUAGGUAAACUAACCUAACUUGUGCCUAAAAGUGCAAAAAUAAACGUUUUAGAGAACCAUAUUUCAGACCGAUGUCUUUCAAUUGAAUAAUCCUCGCAGCUUCUACUAAAACCCGCCGCAUCCGGUCCCCUUUGUCCCCCUGUCGUCUGAGCGCCCUGCCGCCGGCCGCCGAACGGUGCGGUCCUUCCGCCGCCGCCGCCGGCACCUUCACUGCCGCCCGUCGCGACCGACGCGGCCGGCAGCGUCGCGGCCGUCGUCGGCGUCGGCGCCUCAGCUGGGCGAUCGAUCGUGGCCGGCCGGCGCGCCUAUUGAUUCGGCUGCCGGCAGCAGUGGGUGCGCGGCACGAGAGAGCGAGCGAGCGCGAGCGGCGGCCUGCGAGCGAGUCGGCGCGCCGCCACCGUCAUGUCGUGACCGCGAUGUCCAGACCGAGCUCGCAGGCUGACUACGACCCGGAGGAGAGCAGCCUGUUCCGCGGACCGAUCCAGACACGACUUCGAGGCGUUCGUCACCGCAGGAAGCAACACAACCGCUCCGAUGGCAGCGUAUCCGACAGCUCCAACAGCUUCAUCAGACAGGGGUCGGCCGACUCCAACUACUCCCAGCCGUCGUCGGAGCUGUCACUGGACGAGGAGCGAGAGACGAACCGGCGCGAGACGGAGCGUCAGGCGCUGGCGCAGCUCGAGAAGGCACGGACGAAGCCGGUUGCGUUUGCUGUAAGGACCAACAUCGCCUACGAUGGCAGCCUGGACGACGACUCGCCCGUCCACGGCUCCGCCAUCUCCUUCGACAUCAAGGACUUCCUCCACAUCAAGGAGAAGUACAACAACAGCUGGUGGAUCGGUCGGCUGGUGAAGGAGGGCGCCGAGGUCGGCUUCAUCCCCUCCCCGGCCAAGCUGGAGACGCUGCGACUGCUGCAAGCGGGCAGCACGCGCAGCCGACCGCCGCCGGCCGGCACCGCCGCCGACAUCCUCUCCACCAGUCUGGACGCUGACCAGAAUGGCAUGGAGACCAACAUGGGCGAGGACUCUGACUCAGUGGGGAAGGGGAAGCCGGCGCUCACCACGCCUCCGGCCAGGGAGAAGCGGAAACCCUUCUUCAAGAAACAGGAGAACCCUCCUCCCUACGACGUAGUGCCUUCGAUGCGGCCGCUGGUGCUGGUCGGACCCAGCCUCAAGGGGUACGAGGUGACCGACAUGAUGCAGAAGGCCGUCUUCGACUUCCUCAAGAACAAGUUCGAGGGCAGGAUCAUCAUCACGCGGGUGACUGCCGACAUCUCGAUGGCCAAGCGGAACCUGCUCAACAACCCGUCGAAGCGCGCCAUCCUGGACCGGGCGGGGCCGCGGUCGGCCUGUGUCAGCGAGGUGUCAGCAGAAAUCGAGAGGAUCUUCGAGUACGCCCGGACACUCCAGCUGGUGGUUUUAGACUGUGAUACAAUCAACCACCCGUCGCAACUGGCCAAAACCUCGCUGGCGCCAAUUCUGUGCCACAUCAAAAUAUCGUCACCAAAGGUUCUUCAGCGGCUGAUCAAAUCCCGCGGCAAGUCGCAGUCCAAGAACCUGACGGUGCAGAUGGCGGCCGCGGAGAAGCUGGACCAGUGUCCUGCCGACAUGUUUGACAUCGUGCUGGACGAGAAUCAGCUGGAGGACGCGUGCUGUCACCUGGGCGAGUUUAUGGACUCGUACUGGCGCGCCACGCACCCGCCGGUGAAGUCGCCACCGGCGAGCAUACAGCGGCCCAUACCGAGCCCGCGCGGAUCGCCGCGGAUGGAGCACUCGGGACUGCCGCGGCACGGCGGGCAGAACGUCCACCACGAAUCUCACUACGGCGGCUUUGAUCGGGAGCGGGACGACCGAGGGGUGUACCAGGGCCACGGGCGUCACGACGAGCCCCCGGAGGAGGAGUACGAGGAGGAGCUGAUGGAGUACCCCUCUGACCGGAGGAGGCCGGUACCGCCAGUCGGCGUCCACCACGGGCCGGGCCGGAGUCGCGGCCCUCCGCCACACCGCUCCGCAGACACCUACAGCCCGUCUCCGCCGCCGCAGACCUCCUCCCGGCGCGCGCUCAACGUGUAGCCGGAGAUGCGGACCCGGAGAACUCUGCCCGCCCUCCGGCCUGGUCCAGGUCCAGUACGGCCAGCUGCUGCUGCCAACAGCGACAUCUGUGGACCGCCGAGGAGGCUCAGCUUCGCUCGCAGCCGGCAGAGGGGUCUCUCAGCCAGCCUGGCGGUACGCUCCGUGAAGUAUCGCGGAGCAGCUGGCUGAGAAGUCAGGUCAGGUCAGGUCAGACCUGGCCGGCUCGAACAGCUGCGGGCCCCUGUGAAUGCAUACCUGCCCAGCUCUCUAUAUAUCCAGCGUCUCCGCGCCGGUGAAUGUUGUCGCCUUUCGAGCCUCAGCGGAGCAUACUACCGCAUCUACCCGGGGGCCCUGCGAAGCUUCAGCCGACUCGCGGACUCUACCAUACUCUCCUCAGGGAUGGGGCCGGGCGGAGCGCGGAGCCUGCUGGCCGGGAGGAGCGCGGCUGAACCCACGGAGACGCCUCGCGUCGGAUCGGAGGGCGUGGCGCCGGCCGGCAGCGGGAGACUGAGACAGCGAGCGCCACAGUGAGAUUCCGCCGCACGCCGAGCUGGGGACUGGCACACACCGACCAGCGUGCCGCAGUGACGUGCCGACGGUGCCACCCAGACGCAGUGAUGACGUCACAGUGACGUGGUGAUGACGCAAUAGGCGGGACGGCGGCGACCGCUGCCGCUGUGACCGGCGGCGGCGGGGUCAGGUAUAAUGCCAUGCAUUGGGAGCCGGGGGACGCCCGCCGGCGCCUGAAGGACGCCACGGUUCCACUAACGGGUUCUAUUCUUGACCAAAUAUCUUGUUAUUGAAUUAUGCACAAAUGGCCUGUCCCGUGUACAUAGUAACCGAAUGUAAAUUCAGUUUUCGUAUUCGAUUGCCUUUACAUCAGCUGUCGUACCGUUUUGGAAUUGGCCAACCCCUCUCGGCGUGCGUCUGGCAACGUUCUCAGCCGUUAAUCGCGUGUGAUAUUUCUGAGCUGUUUUUCGUGUUUUCAGAGCAGUGUUUGCGCGUGUGUUGGCAUGUUCGGGCAGUGAUUGGAGACACAGCCGGUGCCCUACAGUUCGGGCGUCCAGCGCCCGUCUUGAUCAGAUAUUUUGCAUCAGAGCUAUUUAUGUACGCUGCAUAACUCCACAGAACCUCUCUGAACCAGCUGCCUGAGUACUGGACCUCCACGCCGCGAGCCGGUGCGCCCCUUGGGCGAACGGCAGCCAGCAACACGAGAUCCUUCUGAGGUCCUUCAAACGAUCCUAGCCUCCAGGAGACCUCCUGAUGAGCAUCAGGAGACUCUGACGACGCAUGGCACCUCUCGCCUCGCGUGUCUCGGUCAUGGUACAGGCUUUCCCUCGCUCACCUCCCACCAACACUCACAGACACACCUCCACACCCACACAUUAUUUGUUUGGCGUGUCUAUCUAUAGCGUUGUUUUCAUUGUUUUCGAAACAAUUAUAUUCGAUAUGCCAA